AUGUCGACCAAGACGCAGGAGCCCGUCAUCGCGCGGGUGUCGGACCUCCCGACGUCGGAGGCCAGAUGGGUGACGCUCAAGAAGAUUGAGUACGUCGACCAGGUCGGCAAGGCGCGCACCUGGGAAGUCGCAAUGCGCAAGACACGCGCGGCCAAGGCGGGCGUCGACGCCGUGGCCAUGGGCAACGUGCUGGUGCACCCGUCGCGGCCCCCGGCCACACUCAUCGUGAUCCAGUAUCGACCGCCGCUCGACGCAUACACGGUCGAGUGGCCGGCGGGCCUGGUCGACGAGGGCGAGACGGCCGAGGAGGCCGCCGUGCGCGAGUUCAAGGAGGAGACGGGCUACGACUGCUCCGUCGUUAGCGUCAGCCCCGUCCAGGCCGCCGAUCCCGGCAUGUCCAACGCCAACAUGCAGCUCGUCAUGGUCGAGGUCCAGCUGCCCGAGGAGGACGGCGAGCGGCCCCAGCAGCGGCUCGAGGACGGCGAGCACAUCGAGACUGUCAUCGUGCCCCUCGCCGAGUUUUAUGACCGCCUCGUUGAGUACGCCAAGCGCCCCCGCACCAUCGUCGCCGCCAAGCUGUUCCACUUCGCCCACGGCAUGAACUUUGCCCAGACGAACAAGUACGGGAUAUAG
Molecule: messenger RNA, 633 nt
Organism: Lasiosphaeria miniovina
Lineage: Eukaryota; Fungi; Ascomycota; Sordariomycetes; Sordariales; Lasiosphaeriaceae
Product: NUDIX domain-containing protein
Exons: 1
Coding region: 1-633 (210 amino acids)
Biological process (GO): nucleoside phosphate metabolic process; ribose phosphate metabolic process
Cellular component (GO): nucleus
Molecular function (GO): ADP-ribose diphosphatase activity
Source: RefSeq, a predicted model, not a curated record